AUGUCAGGUGCGACAAUUGUUGGUCCCAUAUCUUAUGCAGUUGCCACCAAGGGUCUCGAGUACCCUCUCGGUACGGGACCAGACUUCGUCGUUCAGGAUUUCGAUCCUCAGAGCUUUGCCCCUGCACCCGGCGUCUACUCGACAGAUGUCACCGGCUUCAACCCCAGACUGGAUUGCGAUAUCCUCAAUAUAGACAGAAGCAGCGUCAAACGCUAUCAUGCUCCGUGGAUAAGCAUCAUGGGAAAUGUUUUUAUUGCCAACAUCACAACACCAAGUUGCAAAAUCAACAACGCGAUCAUUGCGCAGACUGCGGAUCACGACUUUAUGUAUCGGGAAAACGCUACGCAGAACUAUCAAGGCAACAUCCAGAAUUACACCUGCAACGACCCAGACUUCCAAAUUGCACCGGAUUGGCUUCGUUCCAAUCACACAGCUUCAAACCAGUAUGCUGAGCAAAGGAUACUGAUAACUAUGGCUGAUGUGCGUUGGCCGCCUACUAAUAAUACCAUAUACAAAAACACACCAUACCUAGAGUCUUACCGGAUCGAAGCCGUCACGGCAAUGCUCUGCCGACCGUCGUACCUCCUGAACACUUACACGGCGAGGAAGUACAUCGACCCGGACACUUCUAAAGUCUCGACUGAAGUUUCAAUGUCCCGCAAAAACACGAGUCGGCUUCUGAAUGUAUCUACGAAUGAGUUUUUGGGUGGCCUGAUGAAUACUUUCCUGCACAUGUCAAUGGGAAAUGGGGGUGAAGACUACGUUCUCAGCCAUCCAGUACCAAACUUCUUCCAAGUUCUAUCUGCCGCCAACAACGAGUCAGGACUAGCACCAUUCAUGGACGCAGAGCUGUUGAAAAAUAUCAGCGUCAAUGUCUGGCAAACUACUGCUGUUCAGUAUGCUCAGCAAUACUUUAUGGUUCCGGCAAAUGAUUCUGUUACCGGCUCAAUUUCAUACAGUCAGAAUCGGCUCCAAGUCAAGCUGACUACAGUUUCGAACCGGGCCUUCACCCUCGAAUCGACGAUCGAGUUCAACAUCGUAGGCAAACUACUUCCUCACGCCAUCCUGGUCUCUGCUCGAAAGGCUCAUUUCCACCACGUCCUCGGUGGCAUCGCGCUUUUUGCAGCUGGCUUUUUGACCACCAUCACCUCUGGUCUCUAUACAGUCACCAGUGUUUCUGUUUCCGAGACAGUGACGCUUAGCCAAGUGGACAGCUUUGACUUCAGCCAGAGCAGCUUGUUCAUUGAUGAUCGCAACGCUGCAGCCAUCACAAGCAUUUUAGAGUACACCAAUCUAAGCUAUCCGGCCUGGACGUACGGGGACCUGGUUUUUAACAAAUUGGACACGCCGGUGGGAAUACGUGGAGACGGGACGAUCAAUUUGAACACCCCAGCUUAUCGAGCCAGGUUGGACUGCACCCCGUACAUCAUACCGACAAAAGAGAUCAAAGUGGACGAGUGGUCGCCGUCAUAUGACUGGUCGUCUUACUCGCUCGACACUAACGUCUCAGUCCGGUGCGUACACAUCCCUACCAACCAAACAACGGUGCUUUGGCGUCAGCAAUAUCAAUUCCCCUUCAACCGAUCAAGCUUCUACAGCGGCAAAGCCACGUUCUUCCUAUGGGAAGCUAGCCCAAAAGUAGAUGUUUACGGCAAUGGCGGAUUCGAAAGUCAGAGCGAUGCGGGCUUCUCUGGGAUGCGAGACCACUCCGCCGGCGAUUUCGGGUGCCCGACCUUCGGCUUCACCGUCGCAUCCUCAGCGGUAACCCCGGGCCGGUCGAGCAACAACAGCACGCUGCACACCCGCGCGACAGCCGUCAUGUGCACGCAACAUCUGGAGCAGGUCACCGUCAACGUCACCCUGAUCCGGGCCGCAGACUUGUCCAUCGACUCCACCAAAUACCCACCGGUGCCCGACGAGACGACGCGGAGGCGCCUGAGGAAUCCCGCUACGAACAGCAGCGAGGUUUGGGAAUGGCUGCCCAACAACUUGCUGAACCGCCUGGUCGAUCUCAGCCCGACGCCGCAGCUGCAGCAUUCCGACAGCAGGGACCGCGAUUUCGUCAACCGCUAUCACCAGCAGUCAAUCACAGGCCUCGACGGCUUCGUGAAGACGCUCGUCGACGGCAAAGCCGGCGUCCCCAUCGACUCGCUGCUGGGCGAGGAAAACCAGGGAGCGCUUAUGAAAGCGGGCAGCAGGCUCUACUCCGAGUACAUGGCGCAGGCCAUCUCGAACAACAUGCGCAACGCGAGCAACUCCUCGACCAACACCGUCGGCGACAAAGAAUACGAUGACGACAUUGACGGAACAACAUCAUCAACGUCCCCUCCAACCUUCCAGGGGACGUUCACCCACGCGCCCGGCACCCGCUGGCGCCUCCGCCAGAACCGCGGCCCGGCCAUCGCGCUCGAAGUGUUGCUAUUCUUGCUCGCAGCUAUUGCCUUGCUCCUCGCCUUCGUCGGCUGGGGCCGCGCCGACGUGCUGCCGCACAACCCGUGCUCGAUUGCCGGCACGGCGAGCUUACUGGCAGGCAGUGAGGUGUGCUCGCGAAAAUACGUGCCUGAGGGCGCUGAGUGGUGGUCGGACAAGGAGAGGAGGGAUGCGGGGUUGUGGGAGGGGUGCAGGUUGCGGAUGGGGUGGUAUGGUGACGAUGGCGAUUAUCCGGCAGAUCAGGAUGGUGAGGGGAGGAGGUUUGGGGUGCAUGUUAAGGGGGAGGGGGAACACGGGAUGACGUAG
Molecule: messenger RNA, 2736 nt
Organism: Lasiodiplodia theobromae
Lineage: Eukaryota; Fungi; Ascomycota; Dothideomycetes; Botryosphaeriales; Botryosphaeriaceae
Exons: 3
Coding region: 1-2736 (911 amino acids)
Source: RefSeq, a predicted model, not a curated record